GGCGCUCCGGUCACGCCCCACAGUCGGUCACGUGAGGCGCCAAGAUGGCGGCGUCGAAGCCACACACUUGGUCUGAAUUCGGGGUUGCUGGUGUGGUGCGAAUGGAAGCUAGAGAAGCGCCCCAGGACAUGAAGAUGGCAAUUUAUCCACAUGGUCGGCUGAUUCCUUCUCUAGGGGAUGUAAAAUUCAGAUCAAUGAUCACCGAAAUCAUUGAAAAACAGCUUGAAUAUUAUAGAAAAAAGACCAUAAAUAUAUAUGGAACUUUAUUCUUUGGAACUACUAGUGCUAUGUCUGGACUACUGGCAAACAUCAUUUUCAGAAGCAGUUUCAAGGUUCGGCAUGAAGCUUUGAAGACCUGUGUAUCCUUGACUGCCCUUCCAUUUUUGUCUACUGUUGUUGCUUAUAAGCUCUUUGUAACUGAUGCUUUGCUUUCAGGUAACAUAAGCAAAGAAAACUGUGUUCUGAGAAGUAUACUGGUUGGAGUAUCAUGUGGUGUUUUAUAUCCCAGUGCUCUGGCUUUUCAUAAAAAUGGUCAUUUGGCGGUUAAGUAUCAUUCUGUUCCAAUGCCACCAAAAGGAAGAGUUAUACUCCAUUGGUUAAUCCUUUGUCAAACUGGGAUGAAAGCAAUGGCUAUUCCUCUAGUAUUUCAGGCAGCGUUUGGAAUAAUUCAUGGCUCUUACCACUAUGCUUUAUGUAAAAAGCUGCUUGCAAAAACUGUGCCUGAAAAUUAACCGAAGACUCAGUGGAGGCCAACUGGGCAGAAUGGACUUUUUUGUAAGGACUCAGGCACUGGGCAAAGAGUGAGAAGUAACUCUGUUCCUUUUGCCUAGUAUAAGUCAGGUACUCAGUAAAUAUAAAUAUAAAACAAGUGCACAUUUCAUCCUUCUUUCUUUGCUAUGUAUAGAAAUGGGUUUGAUGGGAUUGGAGAGAUGACUCAGAGGUUAAGAACACUGGUACUGCUCCAGAGGUCCUGAAUUCAAUUCCCAGCAACCACAUGGUGGCUCACAACCAUCUGUAAUGAGAUUCUGGCACAUACAGGCAGAACCCUGUAUAUAUAAUAAACAAACA
Molecule: messenger RNA, 1068 nt
Organism: Phodopus roborovskii (desert hamster)
Lineage: Eukaryota; Metazoa; Chordata; Mammalia; Rodentia; Cricetidae
Gene: Tmem126b
Product: transmembrane protein 126B
Exons: 5
Coding region: 45-731 (228 amino acids)
Biological process (GO): mitochondrial respiratory chain complex I assembly
Cellular component (GO): mitochondrion
Source: RefSeq, a predicted model, not a curated record